Cotesia glomerata is the source of this 1370-nucleotide messenger RNA. It is a transcript of the gene rho-7, whose product is annotated as presenilins-associated rhomboid-like protein, mitochondrial. The record is from RefSeq and is a predicted model, not a curated record. Gene Ontology annotation, molecular function: serine-type endopeptidase activity. The coding region runs from base 150 to 1178 and encodes 342 amino acids. The transcript is spliced from 8 exons. Gene Ontology annotation, cellular component: membrane. Lineage: Eukaryota; Metazoa; Arthropoda; Insecta; Hymenoptera; Braconidae.
AGCCGGGUUAUCGUGGUUACUCAUGUCGCAAAUUUCUCUACUCUACAUAUUCUAAGAUAAGUUUACAUUUGUCUUUCAAAACAAUUAGAACGUUCACUGCAUUAUGAUAAUUUUCUCAAUAUUGUGAUAAUUAAUUUUUUAAAUUAACGAUGGCAUUCCGGAGGCUAUUGUGCUUAAACGAAACAGCUGGUAAAAGCUUAUUUAAUAAUGUUUCGUGUCAGAAAAUUAUUUCGGAAGUUCCUAAUUCAUUUAAAAGUAUUCGGAGUUUUAAAAGACUGAGAGAUACUCAUGAUAUCGUGCAUACGUCUGAGUUGACAGUCAAAAAUUUAUGGAAACCUCUAGGUUUUACAAUACUUUUUGGCAGUGCAGCUCAUCUUGGAGCAGCAAUAUGGGAAUACGAAAAAAUUCGGAGUUAUAAAUUGAAUUCCAUGAAAAAAAACAAUAUCAAUGAAAAAAUAAGAAGUUAUCUGCAGUCAGAAGGAGUUGUUCAAACGUGGAGAGGAAAAGCACAAUCAUGGUGGCGAAAUUUAUCCAACGGUGAACGGAUCUUUGUACCGAUUUGUUAUCUCAACGUAAUGGUAUUCUUAGCAUGGAGAGUGCCCGCGUUCAGAGCAACGAUGACCAAGUAUUUUUGCGCUAACCCAGCUUCUAGUGCGAUCUGUUGGCCGAUGGUUCUUUCAACGUUCUCACAUCACUCGUUGCUGCAUUUGGGUACCAAUAUGUAUGUAUUGCACAGCUUUAGCACAGCUGCCGUUGGUACUCUCGGUACUGAGCAGUUUGUAGCACUUUACUUAACCAGUGGAGUAUUGUCCAGCUUUGCGAGUCACCUUUUCAAAGUUGUGUUUCAACGACCGGGAUUGUCUCUCGGCGCAUCUGGUGCAAUCUUGGGAGUCGUUGCAUUUAUAUGCGCUCAGUAUCCUGACACACGAUUAGGUAUCGCAUUUCUUCCUAUGAUUACAUUUACAGCAGGAAAUGCAAUUAAAGGAUUAUUAGCAUUCGAUGUGAUUGGAUGUGUUAUGAGGUGGCGUUUUCUUGAUCACGCUGCUCAUUUAGGCGGAGCUAUGUGGGGCUUAUACUGGCAAAUGUGGGGAAACUCCCAAAUUUGGCAAAACCGGAAAUCUUUUUUAAACUUAUGGCACAGUUUUCGUGAUCCUCCACGAUCUCAUAGAUCAAAAUAAAAUAUUAAGAGCUUCUAUAUUUAUCCAAUAUUAGCAGAAUUUGAUUUUUUUAAACAAUAACUAAUAUUACUCUUAUAAAUACACUUCUAUUUUUAUUGACUGUACAAAUUAAUUUAGAUAAAAACGAUCAUCGAAUUUUUAUCGAAAUUACAUAUUUUGAAAAAAAAAAAUUAAAAUAAAUUCACAGAAAUA